ACGCUUUGUCUUCAACUUGUCAAUAUUCGACAUUUUUUCUUAUUGUAAGCAUAAAACUAGACAGCUAAGAGCUGUCCGCAGUCACUUGUUGAUCAAAUAAUUUCGUUGGCCUUAAAAACCUGACAAACUGCUUAUUACGUGGAAGAACUUCUUGAUACCAUUCCUUGAAGAUCGUUUGAGAGUGACGCCAUGGAAAACAGUGCUUUGCCGUCUAAUUCAUCGUCAGCAGACUGUAGAUUCUAUUUUUACACGCAGCUUUCUACUGGCAUCUGCUUGGCGGUUCUAUCGCCCAUAACAAUUACUAGUAAUGCGUUGUUACUGUUCACCAUCUUCAAAGAUCCUCUCAAAUGCUUCCGUGCACCGGCUACGUAUUUCAUUGUUGCUUUAGCCUUGGUCGAUUUAACAACAGGCCUGAUUGUUGCGCCUUUUUUAACAGUGCCUCGAGUGGUAAGGUAUGUAACCUGGUCCUUCACUCCAGGCGAGCCGUACAACAGACUAGAACAAAUUGGAGUUAGCUUGUCUUUCGUGGGUCUUAACUCUUCCUUUCUGUUUGUUCUUGGUCUCAUUUUGGCUCAGUUUAUCGCCAUAGCAUACCCGCACCAUUAUCGCUCUGUUGUGACGACACGUAGAGUCCUCGCUUGUGUUGGCUUCUCGCUGAUGUACUUUACUGGAUUCAAUGUCUUUAACUUCGUUGGAGUUUCCCAAAUAAUUAUUAAGCGGGUAGAUCUCCACCUUCACUCGACACUGAUAACGGUCUUCCUUGUCGUCGGUUUCGCCAUGCUUUUGAGGGCGUAUCGCCAUUAUCAUAAUGUCAUUGCAUCUCGCCGACUUGGAGUUGGGAGCAGCAUCAGUGGACGCGUCGGCGAGUCUCGAGUGAACGAGACGAACAAGAGAAAGUUUACUAUAGUAACUCUGUUUUUAUCAGGAAUUCUCAUAUUGUGCUCUCUUCCAAAUUUCGUCACAGUUCAUGUCUGGAUUUACACAAAGCGAGAUGAUCAGCAAGAUUGCUCAGCCUUGUUUUCUGCUGUCUUUCUCACGGAGCUGAUGAUGUACGUGAAGGUGGCAUUGGAUGCCUACAUCUACGCCUGGAGACUACCGAGAUACCGGAGAUCGUUAAAACUAGUGAUCACUUGCCACUCAAAUCAAGUUACAUCUGAAGCCACUGAACUAAAGACGAGAGAAAAUAUUACAGGGCAACGGAGUCUUGAAAUCGUCGAAUGAUGAUAAUCAGUUGUCCUUGUCUAACUUGGUGGCGGGUAACGCGGGUACUUUGUUGGAUCAAUAAAACCUCUUUUGCAACAUUCGUACCAAAAGCAUAACUAAUCAUUGGGGAAAAGGCUGUGGUCCUUUUUUGAUAAUUCUGUAAUAUAAAAUGGGGUCUAUUGAAUUCUUUUUGAGUCAUAUCAAAGGGCGUUUUUACCAUUAUUUAUUAUAUGGCUUUGGUUUGUGGCCGAUAUAACGCGC
Orbicella faveolata is the source of this 1464-nucleotide messenger RNA. RefSeq names its product adrenocorticotropic hormone receptor-like. Gene Ontology annotation, biological process: G protein-coupled receptor signaling pathway. Lineage: Eukaryota; Metazoa; Cnidaria; Anthozoa; Scleractinia; Merulinidae. Gene Ontology annotation, molecular function: G protein-coupled receptor activity. The record is from RefSeq and is a predicted model, not a curated record. Gene Ontology annotation, cellular component: plasma membrane.